This is a messenger RNA of Colletotrichum destructivum, 3735 nucleotides long. Its product is annotated as Putative P-type ATPase, subfamily IV, P-type ATPase, A domain superfamily, HAD superfamily. Gene Ontology annotation, biological process: endocytic recycling; post-Golgi vesicle-mediated transport; phospholipid translocation. The transcript has 2 exons. Bases 1 to 3735 code for a protein of 1244 amino acids. Gene Ontology annotation, cellular component: plasma membrane. Gene Ontology annotation, molecular function: ATPase-coupled intramembrane lipid carrier activity; magnesium ion binding; ATP binding. The record is from RefSeq and is a predicted model, not a curated record. NCBI's taxonomy places the organism in Eukaryota, Fungi, Ascomycota, Sordariomycetes, Glomerellales, Glomerellaceae.
AUGACACAGAGUCGCUGGCCGCAUGGCUUCCUCAACCGCGUUCUGCGGCGCCAACCACCUGCAGACCUGGUACCCAAAGGCCGUAAUAUUCCUCUCCGACUGGGAGCCAAAGAUCCGUUGGUGGACGAACGGCGUAACGGGCCUUACAUAUCCAACGCAAUCCGAACCACACGAUACACCCUCUGGGACUUCCUACCUCGACAGCUCGUUUACCAGCUUUCUCGCCUAGCCCACGCCUAUUUGAUGACAGUUGCCAUCUUGCAGGUCAUCCCCGGACUGAGCACAACCGGCAAAUUUACCCAAGUCAUUCCUCUGACCAUUUUCAUUCUAUUGAUUAUGGGAAAAGAAGCGUACUACGAUUGGAAAAGAUACCGCGCCGAUGUCGCCGAAAACAGUCGUCCGGCUUCCGUUCUCCAAGACGCGGGAUCCGGCCCAGGUGGCUUGGACUGGAUCACAAAGCCGUGGGGGGAUAUAAGCGUGGGAGAUGUGAUCAAGCUUUCCCGAAACGAGGAUGUCCCGGCAGAUAUCGUUCUCCUGUACGCCAGCGGCGAGAAUGGACUUGCUUACGUCGACACCAUGGCCCUCGACGGCGAGACGAACCUCAAGCCCAAACAGUCCCCGGCCAACAUUCCCAACUGCAGCACGAUCCAGAGCAUCACUGAGUGCCACGCCGAGUUCGUCAUCGAGCAACCCAACGCGGAUCUCUAUCGAUUCGACAGCACGGUGACGGUCAACGGCAUCACACUGUCUAUGAAGACCGAAGAUGUCCUCUAUCGCGGUUCCACCGUUCGUAAUACCACUACGGUCAUCGGCAUGGUCGUUAAUACCGGCGAAGAAUGCAAGAUCAGGAUGAACUCGAAGCAGACAAUGAAACCAAAGAGGCCCGCGCUCGAGACUAUGACCAACAACAUCGUCAUCUGCCUCGCGUUGUACGUUUUGAUCAUAUCGAUAGUCUUGACGGGUGGAUACUUCUCAUGGCAAAGCUCUGCCGAAUCCAAAGCGUGGUACCUUGCCGGCAGUUCGGUGCCCUUCCAGGAAAUAUUCUUUGGCUUCAUCAUCAUGUUCAACCAAGUCAUCCCUCUGUCCCUAUACGUCGGCCUUGAGGCGACGAAACUCUUACAAGCCUCGCUCGUCAUGAGCGAUUUAUCGAUUUAUCAUGAACCAUCAGACACACCAGCCGAAGUCAACAACACCAACAACCUGGAUGACCUGGGCCAGAUCAGCUACGUCUUCACCGAUAAGACUGGCACUCUCACCGAAAACAUCAUGAACCUUCGCCGACUCAGCGUGGCCGGGAUCAGCUGGCUUCACCUGGCGGACUUGGGGGAGGCAGACGCCUCUGUGUUCCAAAGUUCUGGCGCAGGCUUCACCACCGACGACAUGAGGAAUCACAUGCGAGCCGAACCUACUUCUCCUUCCACGAAUCGCGCGACCAGAUUUCUUCUCGCCAUGGCACUUUGUCACACGUGCCUCCCAGAGACCGAUGCGGAGGGCCGCAUUCAAUACGAAGGCUCCUCGCCUGACGAAGUCGCCCUGGCCAGAGCAGCAAAGGACAUGGGUUUCGUAGUCACUCAGCGAUCCUCCCAGUCGAUCACGGUUCAGACCCCUGGUCGAAACGGCAGCGCGACCACUGAGGUUUACCGAGUCUUGGAUGUGAUCGAGUUCAGCAGCCAGCGCAAGAGAAUGACGAUCAUUGUCAAGUGCCCGGAUGGCAGCCUCUGGCUUAUUUGCAAGGGCGCAGACAGCAUACUGCUUCCACGCCUUGUGCGGAACCCGUCGGAUCUGGCCCACCGGCAAGCCGCCAGUUCAUUUUCACCCGGCAUGGCAGACGGGCAUCGACAAGGUAUAAACGGGGCAUCGUAUAGUCCUACUCGCUCCAGUACCUACUCAGCUGGGAGUGAUGGAAACAAUCUCGGGUAUGCUGACGAAUAUGGCUCCGAAGACGGUAUGCUCCUUCAGGCUCAACAAGCAUCACGAACCGGCCCAAGCGAACCCAUCGACAGUUUUGCCCCUCGGAGCGACGAAGACGAUAUCCAGCAAUGCUACAAACACGUCGACGAUUUUGCGGCCGAAGGACUACGCACGCUCAUCUACGCGGACAAGGUCCUCACGGCCGAGGAGUAUGAAGAAUGGAAAAAGCUCUUUGUCGAGGCGGAGACCAGCCUCACCCAGCGCCAGGAGCGCAUCGAAGAGGUCGGCGAGAUGAUUGAGCAGUCUCUCCAUUUACUCGGGGCCUCUGCGGUUGAGGACAAGCUCCAGGAGGGAGUCCCCGAAACCAUCCUGAAGCUUCGUCGUGCUAAUAUCAAGAUCUGCAUGCUUACCGGCGAUAAACGGGAGACGGCCAUCAACAUUGCCCACUCGACUCAGAUAUGCGGGCCCGAGUCCUCGAUGAGCAUCUUGGAUGUGGAUGAGGGAGACUUGGAGCUCCAGCUGAGAAACGCCAUGAAAAGGAUCGAGGCAGCCGACCAAGACACGGACUGCUCGGGGACCACCACUGCCGUCCACACCGCCCUUGUGGUUGAUGGAAAGACGCUGGGUGAGAUCGAGAAGGGCUCAUCAGCCGAGAUUCGUCAGCUUUUCUAUGCCCUCGUUCCCGCGGUCGAUUCGGUCAUCUGCUGCCGCGCAUCGCCGGCUCAGAAAGCGCUUCUCAUCACCAUAGUCGGCGAUGGUCCCCCGCCCGAGGCCAAGCCGUCUUUCCUCUCCGCUUGCCUCGGCUGGUUCAAGCGGCCGAAAAAGCCCCUUACGCUGGCCAUCGGCGACGGCGCCAACGAUGUGGCCAUGAUCAUGACUGCCAGCGUCGGCGUCGGCAUCUCUGGACGAGAAGGGCAGCAAGCCGCCCGCGUGGCCGACUUGAGCAUCUCGCAGUUCCGGUACCUGGGCCGUUUGAUGCUGGUGCAUGGGCGAUAUAGCUACCACCGUACCGCCAUCUUCAUUCUGACCACCUUCUGGAAGGAAAUGUUCGUCUUCCUGCCCCAGGGCCUGUUUCAGGGGGACACCGGUGUCACCGGGACCAGUCUGUAUCAAUCAACUUCCCUCAUCUUUGUGAGUUUCCUGACUGGGGCGUCGAUGGUCGUCAUCGGGACGUGGGAGAAGGAUCUCAGUCCUGGUACACUCAUGGCCAUCCCUGAGCUGUACACCUACGGGCAGAAAAGAGAGGCCUUGAAAAUGUCGAUUUUCCUCGGGUGGAUGGGCAACGCCGUAAUUGCAGGGAGUGUGGCGUUCAACGGCCCUUGGCUCGGAUAUGCCAAAACGGAACUCGUCAAGGACAACGGGCUAUUCGCCCAGGGCACGAUGACGUUUAUUGUCUGCAUUAUCUGGAUCAAUUACAAGAUUCUGAUUCUGGAAAUGCACCACAAAACCAAGAUCGCAAUCUGGUCGGCCGUUGGAAGCGUCGCCGGACUAUGGGUUUACCAGCUCAUCAACGCGGCUUCGGCCGCACCGAGCUCCACGCCGUAUUCUGCUAAAAACGGCUUGACAACUGGCUUCGGACGGGACGCAGCCUGGUGGAUGACCUUGAUUUGGACUCUUGGUGCGCUCCUGUUGAUUGAGUUGACGCUCAGAUCCUUCAAGCAGAACAGCAUGAUCCGCUCCGCGAUCUAUCGUUGCUGGCCUUUUGAGAAGAAGACGGCAAUCGGAGGGGGUGUCCGCAAUGGGUUUCGAGACUGGGAGCUGCGCCUGUGGCAGGAAAUGGAGACGGACCCGGCCGUCGCCAAGAUACUUAAGAGGCUCAGCUAA